AUGGCCAAGACAAAAGGACGCGCAAAGGCAUUCCAAGAUCCGGAUGAGGAAUUGGUCAAAGAUUACGAUCCUGAAGCCAAUGGGAAGAACGACAAUGACAAUGGAAGCGGCAGUGAGGAUGAACACGCUGGUACAGAACAUUAUGUGACUGUUGGACACAGUAAACUGAGGGAAAAGGAGGGCCUUUCUUUAGGAAAGCAGUACCGCGGGUCUCGAGUUUCGCGCCAUGCCCUAGAACAGAGCAGCGAUGAGGAGGACGAGGAAGAAGAAGAGGAGGACGAGGAAGAAGAAGAGGAGGAGGACGACGACGACGACGCUGAAUACGACGAUCCGGAGACUGCCAAUCUAGAAGCCGAUACUGCGGAAGCUAGCGACUCAGAAAUCAGCAGUGACAAUGCUCUGGCAGAGUCUGAUGACGAGCGAUUGGACGCUUUCGUAUUUCGCGGUAGCUCAAAGCCUAAGAAGUCGCAGAACAAGCGAGCUACUGCGGCGGAUUUCAUGUCUGCUUCUGAGGAAGAACAAGACUCCGAUGAAGCAGAAAAUGAGGAAGAUGAAGAUGAAAACUCUGACGAGGACAUGGACGAUGGUCUUGAUGCAUUGCUGAAUGGUGGAGCCUCCGAUGAGGACGAGGAUGAAGAAGAUGAAGAUGAUGAUGAGGAAGAUGAAGAUGAAGAUGAAGAUGAAGAUGCAACUAAACACACUGCAAAGCCUUCCUUGGACGCCACACCAAACCAGACUGAGGUACAAAAGGGAGUUGCCAUUCAACAACAGAGGAAAAUCUACGACGGGCUGCUCAACAUGCGCAUCCGACUCCAGAAAGCAAUUGUGGCUGCAAACACGUUCACUACUUUGGAUUCAGACUCAAGUUCCGAAGCGGAGGCUUACGAGGCUGCAGAGGAAGCCGCUAUCAAGCUGCUAAACACUAUCAGCGACCUUCGAGAAAACCUGGCUCCACCAACCGCCGCGGGCAGUAAACGCAAGCGAGCAUUGGACAUUGAAUUCUCAAACCAACAAAUUUGGAAGCAGAUUCAAGACGACGAUCAAAGAGCGAUAAAGUUCCGAGAAGACAGGUUAGACAAGUGGUCUCGCAAGGUGCAAAGCGUCACUGUGGCUGCGCCCGCAAGCAGACUCGGCGCAAAGCCCAAGACGCUUAUCAGUGCUUUGCAAGACCAGCUUGCCAAUCCCGAUGGCAGACUUGUCAAGCGCACGCGAGUGCCUCGAUCUUGCGCACCAGUUCAGGCUUCCAAGAAGAUUACCGAGAGCGAAGAUAUCUAUGACGAUGCAGAUUUCUACCAGCUCUUAUUGAAAGAGCUUGUGGAUCAACGCACCGUCGAAUCGGCCGCAGAACAGUCAAGCGCCGUAGCCUCUGUCAUGCUCACCGCCAACAAGGAGGCCAAGACUCGAAAAGUUGUGGACAGGAAGGCAAGCAAAGGACGAAAGCUGCGAUUCACAGUGCACGAAAAACUACAGAAUUUCAUGGCCUCAGAGGACAGAAGAGCUUGGGAGCAGGGUGCAAUUGAUCGCUUCUUCGGCACCUUGUUCGGUCAAAAGAUGGAGUUGAAUGAAGAAGAAAGCGAGGAUGAUGAGAUGGAGGCUCUGUAUAAGCAAGAUGAAGGGCUUCGGUUGUUUAGGUAA
Molecule: messenger RNA, 1635 nt
Organism: Trichoderma gamsii
Lineage: Eukaryota; Fungi; Ascomycota; Sordariomycetes; Hypocreales; Hypocreaceae
Exons: 2
Coding region: 1-1635 (544 amino acids)
Biological process (GO): maturation of SSU-rRNA from tricistronic rRNA transcript (SSU-rRNA, 5.8S rRNA, LSU-rRNA)
Cellular component (GO): nucleolus; nucleus
Source: RefSeq, a predicted model, not a curated record